This is a messenger RNA of Dreissena polymorpha, 1920 nucleotides long. RefSeq lists its product as uncharacterized. NCBI's taxonomy places the organism in Eukaryota, Metazoa, Mollusca, Bivalvia, Myida, Dreissenidae. The record is from RefSeq and is a predicted model, not a curated record. The transcript has 6 exons. Bases 131 to 847 code for a protein of 238 amino acids.
CCACACCACAGAACACAAGUGUUGAACAUAUUGAUUAAAAAAAAUAAUAAGAGAGGACAGAACAUACGAAUCCCUUGAGCUCACAAAAACGCUGAAUACGCUUACAAGACAAUAAGAUUUUCGAGCAAUAAUGGCCGAAAAUACAUCUCAUUGCCCUGGAGAUAUUGCAAACGUUUCCCAAUCAACAGCAAGUACGGCUGCUAUCGAUCAGAGGGCUGACUCGGCUGCCGAUGCUGUAAAAAAGUGUCUUCUCAGCGUCAAGGUUUCAAGGUAUGACGCUUCCGAGGUUGAGCGCCAGAUGCAGGGUGAAUUGUUCGACAAGUGGCAAGAGAACUGCGAGGUCGUCAAGAACACGAUGAUUCGAUUCUCAAAUAUAAACGAAUAUCUAGACCAUCUCCAGGAAGCAUAUGAAGGGAUAGAUGAACAAACCAGGAAAAAGAUGAAUGGUGUGUUGUUUUCCGAAGGAACAUGGGAAUACAAGAUGAUGGAAUGGAAAUUUAACAAGGGCGAGACCUCCAAUGCCAGGUACGGAAUGAUCGCUUUCGGACGCUCGCCCGACGGGCAAUUUGUGGACUGCAUGUAUGUCAUGUACAGGAUGGAUUUCAAGAUCGCUCCAAAGAAGAUUGUCAAUAAUGAAGAACACUCUUUGUUGUGGGGUCUAAUAACCUGGACGACCUCAUCCGAGAAAAACGAGGAGCGAUCUCUGGGUUUAAGGACCAUAGAGCAACUGAAGAAUUUCUUUCGAUGUAAGGCUAUGGAAGGCUUCCGCGAUAAUGGUGUCAUCGAGACAAUCAACUAUGUCAAGUCCAUUGAAGAUGCCGCAAACGACGAUAUUAUCAAAUCGUAAAUUAUGCAAACCUCUAAGACCAGAGAACAAUCCAUGUACAAAAAUUGGAUCGAUUGUAUCGAACGGAUUUUAUUUUUGCAUUUUUGUUGAAGUCAUCUAUAAUUUAUUUAGUAGUUAUUUUGUUAUGGAUUCAAAAUACUCGAUUACCAGUGAACUUGAAUAGUUCUGAUAUUUAAAUUUAUAUGUAAUCACUCACAAAACGGACUUGUUGAACAUCUUGAUAAAAGUUUAAGGAAAUCACUUACAAUACUGGCUUUUAUAGUAUGUGCAUUUAUAAAGUGUUCCAUUAAAGUGACUGAUUUUCUGGAAUUAAUUGAGGUAUUCAUGAAAGACAAAGGUUCACACAAUGUCGUAUAUGGGUCGUUUUGGAGCAAACCUGUUUAACUUAUAUUUAAAUUCAACUUAUUAACGAUGGUUAUAUUGCGUGCUAUAAUAUAUAUAAUAGAUAGAUACUGUAAAUCUGAUAAGAAUUUCAUUUACAUAUCUUUAUUUGAAAGAUUUAAUAAUCGACACUAAAGAGCUCAAUCGUAAUAAAAGGUGCACAAGGUAUAAGAAAAUAAUUAAGCACAUUGGACUCACCGGUUUAAAAUACUCAGAGCAUUUUACAUGGAUAACAUAUCGACAGUUAUUCGACUGUUACUGUUUUGUAAGUUCAAUUUGUAUUGUCAAAGAUUUUAAGAGUAAGAAUAGAAACUAAUUAAAUAAUACAACUGUCGUUCCGAGUUUGCAGCCCAUUAUAUGUGCAUCGAUGUAAAGAUAUAACACGUAUGAUACAAAGUAUGUCCAUGUUUUAUGUUUGAACGAUUAAUCCUCGUAUAUACUAUUUUGUUGUUUGUUUAAAUGUUUAAGUGAAAUAUAAAAAAAACAGUGGUCAUACUGAUUUACAUGCCACAUAGUUAAAUGUAUUAAUGUAGACAUUUUUUAUGUUAUGUCAUUUUAACGACCGGCACCGGAUCGGUACCAGUGCAAGACUUGUACUCGUAUUGGCGAUGCGAUCAGGAGGUACAAUAGUACCUUUUACAGGAGGUACAAUAGUACCUUUUACGUCUUCUUUUUGUGUGAAAUAAAGAGUU